Molecule: messenger RNA, 6983 nt
Organism: Xiphias gladius (swordfish)
Lineage: Eukaryota; Metazoa; Chordata; Actinopteri; Istiophoriformes; Xiphiidae
Gene: trpm7
Product: transient receptor potential cation channel, subfamily M, member 7
Exons: 40
Coding region: 221-5995 (1924 amino acids)
Biological process (GO): protein tetramerization; calcium ion transport; monoatomic cation homeostasis
Cellular component (GO): membrane
Molecular function (GO): ATP binding; protein serine/threonine kinase activity; calcium channel activity
Source: RefSeq, a predicted model, not a curated record
CUCAGCCAUGUGACAGUGCGCUGGCUGAGUCAGCCGGCUCGUCAUGCAGCGUCAGUCUGGAGUCGCACAAUUAUGAAAAAGCAACCUUCCGUUGGAGCUGCAGCCGAAGCGGAUCUCUCCAACGUCCACCGGGCUUUCUUUCCAAGGCUAACCGAGAGCGUCGCCGAUAGAUGGAUAAAAGCCACGACACAUCUCUUCCUGAGUCUCAACGGUGAAGAGAAUGUCCCAGAAACCCUGGAUAGAAAGCACUUUCACCAAGAGGGAAUGUGUGUACAUACUUCCAGUGUCAAAGGACCCCCACAGAUGCCUUCCAGGAUGCCAGAUCUGCCAGCAGCUAGUCCGGUGCUGCUGUGGGCGGCUGGUGCGGCAGCAUGUUGGCUUCACAGCCAGCUUGGCCACCAAGUACUCGGACGUGAAGCUGGGCGAAAACCCCAACCUCUCCAUGCCCGAGCUGGAGGAGUGGUCGGUGGAAAAACACACAGAGGCGAGCCCCACUGACGCCUAUGGUGUCAUCAACUUCCAGGGAGGGUCUCACUCAUACAGAGCCAAGUAUGUGCGUUUGUCCCACGACUCACGGCCGGAAAACAUCUUGCGUCUGAUGCUGAAGGAGUGGCAUAUGGAGCUUCCCAAGAUCCUCAUUUCUGUCCAUGGAGGAGUUCAGAACUUUGAGCUGCACCCACGCAUCAAGCAGGUGGUGGGCAAGGGCCUCAUCAAAGCUGCAGUCACCACUGGGGCUUGGAUUCUCACCGGAGGGGUCAACACAGGUGUGGCAAAGCAUGUGGGCGAUGCUCUCAAAGAGCACUGUUCCAGAUCAUCAAAGAAAAUUUGCACUAUUGGGAUCGCACCCUGGGGAGUCAUUGAAAACAGGAACGAUCUCAUCGGCAGAGACAUUAUCGCUCCGUAUCAGACAUUACUGAACCCUCUCAGCAAACUAAAUGUUCUCAACAAUCUGCAUUCCCAUUUCCUCCUGGUGGACGAUGGGACGAUGGGCAAGUACGGCGCUGAGGUCAAACUGCGGCGGGACCUGGAGAAGCACAUCAACCUCCAAAGAAUACAUGCACGUAUUGGUCAGGGUGUUCCUGUUGUGGCCUUGAUCUUUGAGGGGGGUCCCAACGUGAUCCUGACUGUGCUGGAGUACCUCCAGGAGAGCCCUCCUGUCCCAGUGGUGGUGUGUGAGGGGACCGGCCGUGCUGCUGACAUAUUGGCCUACGUCCACAAGCAGACCGAGGAGGGAGGUCGUCUUCCCGAUGGAGUGGAGACUGACAUCAUCGCAACCAUCAAGAAAACCUUCAACUUCAGCCAGAGUGAUGCCAUCCAUCUCUUUCAGACUCUGAUGGAGUGCAUGAAGAGCAAAGAGCUGAUCACUGUGUUUCACAUCAGCUCCGAGGAGCAUCAGGACAUUGAUGUAGCCAUUCUGAGGGCUUUACUCCAAGGCACAAACGCGUCUGCAUUCGAUCAGCUGGUCCUGACUCUGGCCUGGGACCGUGUAGACAUUGCCAAGAAUCAUGUGUUCGUGUACGGACAGCAGCUCUUGGUGAGCUCUCUGGAGCAAGCCAUGCUGGAUGCGCUCGUGAUGGACAGGGUGGAUUUUGUCAAGUUGCUCAUAGAAAACGGUGUGAGCAUGCACCGUUUCCUGACAAUCAGUCGGCUGGAGGAGCUCUACAACACGAAACAACCUCCCAACAACCCAACGCUCCUCCACCUGGUUAGAGAUGUUAAACAGAGUCAUCUGCCACCAAACUAUAAAAUCACUUUGAUUGACGUGGGCCUGGUUAUUGAGUACCUGAUGGGCGGGACUUACAGGUGCAACUAUACCAGGAAACGUUUCCGAAUAAUUUACAACAAUCUCCAUGGCAACAAUAGGAGAUCGGGGCGCCACACAGCAGGUCCUGGUUCUCAUUUGAGGAAAAGUCAUGAGACUUUCAGCAUGCAGGCUGACAAGAAGGAGAAGACAAGGCACAACCACUUCAUCAAGACUGCACAGCCUUACAAACCAAAGCUUGAGUCAUCCACGGAGCAGAACAAAAAGAGGAGCAAAGAAGAGAUUGUGGACAUAGAUGACCCAGAGACACGGAGGUUUCCCUACCCUUUCAAUGAGCUCCUGGUGUGGGCUGUGUUGAUGAAGAGGCAGAAAAUGUCACUGUUCUUCUGGCAGCACGGCGAGGAGAACAUGGCAAAGGCACUCGUGGCCUGUAAACUCUGCCGGUCAAUGGGCUACGAGGCCAAGAAGAGCGACGUGGUGGACGACACAUCAGAGGAGCUCAAGGAAUAUUCAAAUGAGUUUGGGACGUUAGCAGUGGACCUGCUGGAGCAGUCGUUCAGGCAGGAUGAGACCAUGGCCAUGAAGCUGCUGACCUAUGAGCUGAAGAACUGGAGCAAUUCCACCUGUUUGAAGUUGGCUGUCUCCUCCCACCUACGGCCCUUUGUGGCUCAUACCUGCACCCAGAUGCUGCUGUCAGACAUGUGGAUGGGACGGCUGAACAUGCGCAAGAACUCCUGGUACAAGGUGAUUCUGAGUAUCUUGGUGCCCCCUACCAUCCUACUGUUGGAGUACAAAUCCAAGGCUGAGAUGGCUCACAUCCCUCAGACUCAGGACGACCACCAGAUUACCAUGGAAGACAGCGAAAACAACUUUCAGAACAUACAGGAGGACAUCCAAAUGAAUGUGUUCAAAGAGGCCAGAUCCCACGAUCAUGUGGAGGCGAAAAAUGACAUGGAGACACACAUUCGCUCCAGGAAACUUCCCUUAACCAGAAAAAUUUAUGCCUUCUACCAUGCUCCCAUUGUCAAGUUCUGGUCCAAUACGCUCUUCUACCUGGGCUUCUUGAUGUUUUACUCGUAUGUGGUUCUGGUGAAAAUGCCCGAAUGGCCUUCUCCUCAGGAGUGGGUGGUCAUCCUCUACAUCUUCACCUCUGCCAUUGAGAAAAUUCGAGAGAUGUUCAUGUCUGAAGCAGGCAAAAUAAGCCAAAAGAUAAAGGUGUGGUUCAGUGACUAUUUUAAUGUGUCGGACUUUCUGGCCAUUGUGAUCUUCUUUAUCGGCUUUGGCUUGAGGUUGGCCGGAGGCGAAGCCUUCGUCCCUGGCAGGACAGUUUAUUGUCUUAAUAUCAUCUUCUGGUAUGUGCGACUCCUCGAUAUCCUGGCUGUCAACCAGCAAGCUGGGCCGUAUGUCACGAUGAUUGCUAAAAUGGUGGCCAACAUGUUUUAUAUUGUGGUAAUUAUGGCUAUAGUCCUGCUGAGCUAUGGCGUCCCCAGGAAAGCCAUUCUGUACCCACACGAGGAGCCCAGCUGGAAGCUGGCCAAAGAUGUGGUCUUCCAACCGUACUGGAUGAUGUACGGGGAAGUGUAUGCCUAUGAAAUCGAUGGUAAGGACGAUGAGGAUGGUAAGGGAGAUUAUGAGGUGUGUGCCAAUAACAGUGAAAAUUCAGUGAAGACCCUUUGUACGGCAGGAGUGUGGCUGACUCCUCUCCUACAAGCAGUCUACCUCUUUGUACAGUAUAUACUAAUGGUCAACCUUCUCAUUGCCUUCUUCAACAAUGUUUAUAUACAGGUGAAGUCCAUUUCUAAUCUGGUGUGGAAGUACCAGCGUUACCACUUCAUUAUGGCCUACCAUGAGAAGCCUGUGCUCCCCCCUCCCUUCAUCCUCCUGUGCCAUAUCUACUCCCUCUUCUGUAUGUGUAGAAAGAGGAAGAAGGAAAAUACCUAUGGGCCAAAGCUGUUUCUCACUGAGGAAGACCAAAAGAAGCUUCACGAUUUUGAGGAGCAGUGUGUGGAGACAUAUUUUCAUGAAAAGGAUGAUCAGUUUCACUCGGGGAGUGAGGAGCGCAUACGUCUUACCUCAGAAAGAGUUGAGACCAUGUGUUUGCAGCUGAGGGAGGUCGGGAACAAGGUCAACUUUAUAAAACGCUCUUUGCACACACUGGACUCCCAAAUCGGCCACCUGCAGGACCUUUCAGCUCUGACUGUGGACACACUGAAGACCCUCACUGCUCAGAGGGCAUCGGAGGCCAGCAAGGUCCACAAUCAGAUCACCCGGGAGCUCAGCCUAUCUAAGAAUGUGGUCCCCAGCAUCGCCCCUGUGGCAACAGACACCGGCCCCCACUCCAAAUCAUCCAUGAUAGGCAAACGCAGUGUGGGACCCUACUUUGGCUCCUCUUUCCCCCAGGCAGGAGUCGACAUAGCAGAUUCUCUUUUUGGGAUUGGUGCAGGGGGAGGGGCUGGGACGGAAAGUAUCCGGAGAAUCUGGCCCAGCCCUGGAGCAGGACUGGGGCUGGACUCCAACCUGAACCCAGCAUUGAGUCCAGAGAGGAGGGAGUUGUUUGGGCUUGGGCACCUUGCUGCAGAGGCUGGUUCCUCAGGCAGUGCUGGCUCCAGUGCCUUUGUCCAUAAUGCUAUGGCCAUUUCCCCUCCGGAGCUGCGUCUCCGAGGCCACUCUCUCACCCAGAGUAAGCUGACCCGUCCACAAGAGCCGGGCCUUUCCGACUCCCCAUCCAGCCUGCCCAACGUACCCUCCCCCGGGGCUCACUUCCACAUCAGCAGCACCCCAUCCCAGCCCAGUGGCUCCAGCCACCCGGAGCUCCCUCUAGCUGGGGUUUACCAGCGGCCCCUCCAGCCAGACAGCACCACUGUAGAGUUUGGUGCAUUUAUAGGACAUAAAGACAGUUUCAACCUCGAGCACUCCACACCCAAAGAGACCUCCACCUCCAGCAGACCGCAAAGCCCCGCCACACAGACCAGAUCGCAGCAGGAUCAGCCUGAAGGUCACGGUCAUAUCAGAGCUGUCAACUCCUAUGCCGGCUUCACAGAGUUUGACAGAAACCCGGCUUUUCUCCAUCCUGACCCCACACUAACAAAGAAGGACAAAAGCAGGGUGUCAGCUGAAGACAUCCUCAUCCAUGAUGACCCCAGGGCUGCAGUACUGGAAAAAGUUCAGGUCAAAUCAGCCCAAGCUAGCAGCCUGCGAGCCCCUGGUGAAGAUACUCUAAAUGCUGCAGUUUCUCUCUACAUGCCACGACACCCCCACCUGGGAGCCAGAAAGGACUCUAUUGGCUCACCUUUCAAGCCCAUGGAAAGCUACCAGUACUCAGCUGUUGAGCGCAACAACUUGAUGAGGCUGUCCCAGAGCAUCCCUUUCACUCCUGUGCCCCCUAGAGGGGAGCCGGUGACUGUGUACCGUCUGGAGGAGAGCUCCCCCAACACCAUCAACAACAGCAUGUCUUCCUGGGCCCAGCGGGGCCUCUGUGCCAAAAUAGAGUUCCUCAGCAAGGAGGAAAUGGGCGGAGGACUCAGACGGGCCCUCAAGGUUCUCUGUACUUGGUCAGAGUACGACAUCCUGAAACCAGGACACCUGUAUAUAGUCAAGUCCUUCCUUCCCGAGGUGGUCCACACUUGGCAGAGCAUCUACAAGGAGGACACUGUGCUGCACCUUUGUCUCAGGGAAAUUCAGCAACAACGAGCUGCUCAGAAGCUGACAUUUGCCUUCAACCAAGUCAGGCCGAAAACGAUUCCUUACUCUCCGAGGUUUCUGGAGGUGUUUCUGCUCUACUGUCACUCUGCCGGACAGUGGUUUGCAAUAGAAGAGUGCAUCACCGGGGAGUUCAGGAAGUUCAACAACAACAACGGUGAUGAGAUCGUCCCCACCAACCUCCUGGAGGAAACCAUGCUGGCCUUCAGCCACUGGACCUAUGAGUACACCCGCGGAGAGCUGCUGGUGCUCGACCUGCAGGGUGUUGGGGAGAUUCUGACAGAUCCUUCGGUCAUAAAGAGCGGUGAGAAGGGAUCUUAUGAUAUGAUAUUUGGACCGGCCAACCUGGGGGAUGAUGCCAUUAGGAACUUCCGAGCAAAACACCACUGCAACUCCUGCUGUCGGAAACUCAAGCUUCCUGAUCUGAAGAGGAACGAAUACACCCCAGAUAAGGUGACGUUUCCACAAGAAGACCCUCCCAACCCAGGGGGCGGCGUCAAGGAGUCCCGCCAAUCAAUGAGGCUGAUGCUGUGAUCGGUUUAAAGCAGUAGAGAGAGAAUGUGAAUGAUGACGAGGCAACGCUAUUCUGAUUAAUUUUAGUCAAAGCCAAGGAACAGAGAGGUGCACCCAAUCAACUGGAAGAAUCACACCUGGGUUUCCAUGGAAACCAGUGCAUGUAGACUGUCAUGUUUUAGUUGUUCCCACCAAAAUGCUGUGUCGCACACAAUUCAAUUAUCUUAACCUUUUAUUUUGUAGCAUAUACAUGGGGGAAAAAAUGUUAAACAUAUUUUGUACACAUUUAUGAACAUAUGUAUGUAUGUAUGUAUAUAUAUGUGUGUGUGUGUGUGUGUGUGUGUGUGUGUGUGUCUGUGUGUAUAUAUAAUAUAAUAUAAUAUAAUAUAUAUAUUAUAUAUAUAUCAUAUUAUAUAUAUAUUUUAUAUAUAUACCUAUGAACUGGAUAUAUCAACUGGUACAAUAUCAUUGCAGAGGGUUUAUUAUUUAUUAUGAAGUUUGAGAAGUUGCCUUGUUUUAACGAAAAAGAAAAAAAAGAACAAAUCUAAGUGCAUUGUACAUCUGUUACAGCAGCUCCAGAGAGGACAGGCUGCUGAGAUUUAAUCACUGCAACACUGCAGUUUGCCACCAGAUCAUUUUUAUAAAUGUAUAAAGACUUGUAUCACAACUUUUUGUGUCUUAGUUUAUGAAAAUAUACAUGAAUUUGAAAAUCUUGUAAGAUAUGGGCAGAUUGCAAUGCAACUUUAACAGAACAAUGUAUGUAAUUUUAUUGUAUUGAAAGUGUGUCCGCCAAAAUAUUGCUGAUAGUUUUUAUUGUUACAAAGGUACUAUUGCUAUAUCUUUGUCAUCAACUGUUGUAAGAGCAAUCUAGUGUAUCUUAUAGAUACUGUUAUCUGGCAUGAGCUGAACAGAUUAAAAUAUUUUAUUCAGGGGAACUGACAAAGUUAAGGGUAUUACUGUAUACAUUUUGUACUGGAUAUCAUUUUAAACAAAUAAAAUGUUAAAAAGC